CGCGUACGAUACGGUAAAUAUCGGUCAUCGACGUCGUAUCAGGUUCUGACGCCUUUCGUUCUCGACGGCUUUUGGGUUUCUUGGUUAAAGCGCACCCUUUCUUGUCCCGGGCGAUAUCAAUACGACGACGCCCAUGAUGUUCGCGGCGCGUCCGAAAUUUCUAGUCAUUGCUGCGGCGGUGUUUACGUCGUUCUGUUUACUGCUAUAUACUCUAUCAGGCACAACCUCGAUCGCAGCCUUCGAAGAUAAGGCGAUUGACGCUACGCAUUACGGUCAGGAAGUCGUGACUGGUGCAAUUUCGGAUGGUGCAGAGGCUGUUGAGGAUGUUGUCGAGGACGUCGUGGUGAAGCCGAAGAAUCGCCGUCGCGCGAUUGUUUCUUCCGUCCAAACAGACUCUUUCGCACCCCUUGCCAUGGCCAUGGGCUACUCCCUCAAGAAAUCCAACGACCUCGACGCACAAGACGUUGACAUGCUCCUUCUCGUCCGCGAGGGUGCCGUCAACGCUACCAACAUCGCAAAACUCGAACAAGUCGGUUGGCAGGUCCGAAAAAUGCAGGAUUUGGUGUUUGAGGGCGUGAACUAUGAUGAUAUCCGACCUUGGCACAGAUAUAACUUGAACAAAUUGAUUAUCUGGCAGUGGGAAGAGUAUGAGAGGAUUAUCUUUGCGGAUGCGGAUAUGUUGAUUAAGGGUGACAUUGGGGAGUUGUGGGAUAUGCCUGGAGAUUUCGCCGCAACCCCCGACUCAUGGCCAGAAAACCUCCAAGAUACCCGCUUCAACUCUGGCUUCAUCCUCAUCCGCCCCUCCAAAGUCGAAUACGAAACCCUCGCCGAAAAGGUCUCCGACAAAAAGUACCACCGCCCCGACGAAGCCGACCAAGCCUUUCUCAACGUCUACUGGCGUUUCCGCGCCUACAUGCUCCCCUACGCCUACAACUUCAACCUUGUCCUCUUCCGUUUCCAUAGGGAGGUAUGGGAUAACUUGUGGCCCGAGGCAAAGGUGAUUCAUUUUACGACGAGGAAGCCGAGCACGAAGGAUAAGUGUGCUACGAACCCGGAUUGUCUUGAGAGGCCUGUGUUGGAGUGGUAUUCAUGGAUGUUUCAAAGUAUGGUUGAGGAGUAUGGGUGGAAGGAUAUGCCGAUACAUGAGUAGCAUGGUGCAUUGAGCGGUGGACAUUUCCUUGGGUGCGCUUUG
Saitoella complicata NRRL Y-17804 is the source of this 1192-nucleotide messenger RNA. RefSeq names its product nucleotide-diphospho-sugar transferase. Bases 134 to 1150 code for a protein of 338 amino acids. The transcript has 3 exons. Gene Ontology annotation, molecular function: glycosyltransferase activity. Gene Ontology annotation, cellular component: cytoplasm. NCBI's taxonomy places the organism in Eukaryota, Fungi, Ascomycota, Saitoellomycetes, Saitoellales, Saitoellaceae. The record is from RefSeq and is a predicted model, not a curated record.